Messenger RNA from Austrofundulus limnaeus, 3822 nucleotides. Its product is annotated as TRPM8 channel-associated factor homolog. Gene Ontology annotation, molecular function: transmembrane transporter binding. Lineage: Eukaryota; Metazoa; Chordata; Actinopteri; Cyprinodontiformes; Rivulidae. Gene Ontology annotation, biological process: positive regulation of protein targeting to membrane. The record is from RefSeq and is a predicted model, not a curated record. Gene Ontology annotation, cellular component: plasma membrane.
GACCUGUACAAUUUUUUUCCUUUUUGAUUUUUUUUUUACCUGGAUUACUGAGAUGCAUCAGGACAUUCUCAAUCAGUUAUUUGUUAUCUUUUUACCUGCCCCCACCUGCCCUCGCUAUUAGCUGCAUGUCCUCUCUGGUUUUACAUGUGCAGAUAAUAAACCACACCCACACUGUACAUAGGUAGGUCCGGUUGUUCAGCGGGUGAUGAGGAAGGUAAGCAAGCUUUAGUUUUAUGAGGAAGUGUUUGUUGUGCCGUCCCUGCCUGUUUGUACAUGUGUUCGGGUCAGGUGAGGUCAGCUGAGACUUGAACACCUAAAAACUCAAAGCUUUCUGGUCUUCAGACUUAUUCUCCAUGCAUGCAGAGUUCUAUGCCAUGUGAUGUUGAUGGGUUCUUCGAUAUUUGCGUACCUGAAGUUCACGUCAUUGUGAAAACAUCACUGUGUCAGGAGCAGACCCUCAUCCUCUCUGUAAGCUGUCUAUUACCUGAAAUCAGUCCCACAAUGAUGGUUAUCAGAAAAUUUGACAACAACAUUGGGAGGGUGAAAUUGUGUAGCAGUCAUGGAUGAAGAGGGAGUAGAAGGUGGGGCUCAGGAAGAGGAUAGAUACAUAAUGUCUGACAUCUUAUUGGGGUCUUGUUCUCAGGAAGUCUAAUUCUCAUGUUGCUCAAUUUCUGCACCAGUUUAAUUAUCAAAAGGUGACUUGAAAAGUUCUUCCAUUUCGCUCCUAAUCAUUAAUUUCUUGAAAAAACAACCAAAGACAUUUAUACUGCAUUUAUUUUAUCACCUGAAUAUGGUGUCAUAUUGUUACCACCCACAAAUAUUACAGUGUGGAUCACACAUGAUAAGCAGGAUUUUCCUGUGCUUCAGGAUGUUACAAACUAAACAUGUUGACAUGCUUGUGUUCUUUUUUACGUACAGCCAGUCACUGGAUUGUCUUCUCUAAAAUGUUUCUAUUUUUGUAUAUGUUUCUCAGUCACUCCCUCCCUGGUUCACAUCUACAAUCUGCCUUCUGCUCAGGCAGGUAGUGUUUGUUCAAACAUCGCAUGUCUGGAAAACCCUGCUGGAACAGCGAAGCAAACUUAAAGGACCUGACACAGCACUCGUCUAUUGAAGAUAAACAAAUUAUUUUGAAAACAUUUUUGAAAAGUGUCCUGCUCUCCAGUUUCUUUAUAGAUAUUUCAAGCUCAAAUUAAUCUCACCAUGUCUAACCAGGCAGUCCAAAGAGAUCAUGAAAUUGCCUACAUGUCUUUAAUGCAAGGUCUAAAACAGCUGGACUUCCGUGGCCCCAGUGUACCCAGCGACCUGGUUCUGAUCGGAGACCAUUCCUUUCCUUUAGCCAUGAACAGCCAAGGCCAGGUUCUGAUGGCUGCCUCUCUGUACGGCAGUGGGAGAAUUGUUGUCCUCGGUCAUGAGUACUACCUGACUUUAUUUCCUGCUCUGGUGGAGAACGCCCUGAAGUGGCUGAGAGGAGAUGGAUCAGACAACCCUUCUGUAGCCGUGCACAGAAACGUCCAGGCCGUGGCCGACAACCUCAGCAGGUCCAGCUUCCAAACAGAAGUGGUGGGAUCCUUUAGUAACGACCUGAAAGCUGCUGUGUAUGUGACAGAUGCAUACAGCGUGGGCGCUGACCCGAAGGACCUGGUGGCGUUUCUGAAAGCAGGAGGGGGAGUGCUGAUGGCGGGUCAGGCGUGGAGCUGGGCUGCAGAUCCCCCAAAGGAGAACACCUUGUUGAAUUUUGAUGGGAACAAGGUGUCUGGUGUUGCAGGGGUCUACAUCUCAGAUCAUCCUGCUGAGCUAGAAAACCUUCCUGUGUACCCGCAGAUUCCAUCCUCCUUUAUGGCUUUAGUAUUAGGUAAGGAUUUUGAGGAUGACUUGCAGUUCUUACUCCAGGGGGUAUCAGAGUUUACCCUCCCAAAUGGACUAACUGCGUCUGAAGUUCUGGUCCAUGGUCCACUUGCCUUCCCAAUUGGUACAACAGACAAUGGACAGGCAUUCCUGGCUGGAGCCUACUAUGGCCAGGGCCGGGUCAUCGUGGUGACACAUGAAGGACUUCUGUGGAACGAGGAAUUGGCUCGAUUUUGGACCAGUGCUAUUCACUGGCUGGAUGAAGGCCGCAGGGGAGUUGUUGGUGUAGCACCCGACAAAGCCCUCGCAAUGGUUUCCAAGUCAGGUCUGCAGUGCAAGAAAACAGGCUUCAAAAAGGACCUGAGUGUGUUUGUGUGCACAGCAUCCAUCAGUGACCAUCUGGAAGAAAUCCAAAACUUUGUAGCAGAGGGUGGAGGUCUUCUGAUGGGUGGACAUGCCUGGUACUGGGCACAAAUGCACCGUGGAAAAAACCCAUUAACUGAGUUUUCAGGGAACAAAAUCCUGAACAAAAUGGGUUUGAGCCUGUUGGGGACAACACUUUCCGGAGGUGUAUACAAGGCUCCUGUUCCCAGCCAGGCUAUGAAAAACACCUACCACUUCCGUCACCUUCUACAUCGCUUUGCCAGACAUGUAACUGUGGGUGAAGAACUCAGCAAACAUGAGGAAGAACAUCUCAAGAAGCUGGGUACCGACUGUGCCACCUACUUGAAUAUGAAAGCUCAUAACUGCUGCUCCUACACACAAGUAGUGGCCACACUCACAGAUGUCUUAAAGAAGUCAGGUCUGCCACAGGUUAGUGACUCCUGUCCCAUCAAAAGUCCAAAAGACCACCUUCUUCUCAGUGUGGGGGCAGAGGUUUAUAAGGUUUGCCCAGAUCCAGAUGCCCUUCUGCCCCACCUCAUCCAGGAUAACCCACUGCUGCCAGUUGUCUACAACCACAAAAUCAAGAUCAAUGUUAACACAGAAGGUGGAGAGGACUGGGUGAGUACAGGUCUCUAUCUCUCUCCUGGUAUGAAGACCUACAUCUCCAUACCUGCAGUGAUUGUCAACAAAGGAUGGCAGAUUCAAAUUGGCUGUCAAACAGAUCGACUGAAUGCUAAAGAGCUGAAGAGACCUCCAUGUGUUCAUGAGCGAUUUCCUGUUACCUCAGAGAUGAUCCAGGUGUGGAACUUGUGGGGAGGACUCAUCUACUUGGUGGCUCCACCCAAAACACAGGUGCAAGGAGCGGAGGUCACUGUGCAGAUGGCUGUUCCUGCGCCCUAUUAUAAAUCAGGUGUGUUGGAUGCAUGCAGGUUAUCCCAUCAUGGCUCAUAAGUCCUCUGCAGCUGGACUGCUUAAUGUCAAAAAUGCAAGAACUAACGGCAUUUGGGGCUCCAUCCAUGAGCUCGGACACAACCAGCAGAGAGGCUGCUGGGAGUUCCCGUCACACACUACAGAGUGCACAUGCAACCUGUGGUCAGUGUACGUGCAUGAGGAGGUGCUGGGCCUCAACAGGGCAAAGGCUCAUUCAGCUAUGAGUGUAGAAAAACGAAGUGCUCGAGCAAAGGACUAUGUGAAAGGGGGCAGACAGCUGAGCAGCUGGAGCAUGUGGGUGGCUCUGGAGACUUAUAUGCAACUCCAGGAAAGGUUUGGUUGGGAUGCCUUUAAGAAGGUGUUUGCUGCCUACCACAAGAUGAGCAACUUUCCCAAAGACAACAAAGGAAAGAUGAACCUGUUCACUGAGACCUUCUCUCAGACUGUGGGCAUGGAUCUGACUGGAUUCUUCAAAGCCUGGGGAUGGCCCAUUGAUGCAGCUAGUGAGCAAAAAUUAUCCAGCCUGCCUCCCUGGUCUGAUCAUCCCAUGGUUCAGUAUGACUGAGCAUCAAUCAGCUGUGGAUUAAGGAGCACCUGUAGUUACUUCAUCAGAUGGGCUAUUGAUAGAGUUUUAUUGGAUUUAUUAAACUUCUUAAGGUGUUU